AUGUCGAGCGACAAGGUCGACGCGGAGGGGCAAGUGUCCAAAGCGGCCGAUGUGGAUGCCGCUCUCGAGUAUCUCGACCAUGAUAACACCACGGUGAUGACAGAGAUUGACGAGAAAAAAUUGGUUCGCAAGAUUGACUUUCGGAUAGUGCCCCUCAUGUGGGCUUGCUACAGCUUGCAAUACCUAGACAAGACAUUGAUUAACUACGCCAAUGUGAUGGGCCUCCAAGACGACACCUCGAUAACAGGCGACCAAUUCUCCCAUCUGGCCCUCGUAUUCUACGUUACAUACCUGGCCUUCGAGUUUCCUACCGGCUACCUUAUGCAGCGUUUGCCCACAUCAAAGUACCUCGGCGCCAAUGUGAUCCUUUGGGGCCUUAUGGUCACCCUCACCUCCGCCGCUAAGAACUGGGCCGCUCUCGUCACCCUGCGCGUGCUGCUCGGCUGUUUCGAGGCCGCCGUAGCACCGGCCCUGAUCCUCAUCACGUCCAUGUGGUACAAAAAAUCGGAGCAGCCCGCCCGCGUCAGCUUCUGGUACGUCGGGACCGGAACGGGCAGCAUCAUCGGCGCCUUGGCGAGUUUUGGGUUCCAGCACUACGAGGGUGAGCGGUUCACUUCGUGGCAGAUCAUAUUUUUGCUCUUCGGGCUCAUCACUAUCGUCGUCGGUACAUUGGUUGUAGUGUUUAUGCCCGACAGUCCCAUGACCUCGAAGUUGACCCGCGAGGAGAGGAAGUUUGCUAUCGAGCGCGUGCGCGAAAACCAAACGGGAAUCGAGAAUAAGCAUUUCAAGAUGUACCAAGUGGUAGAGUGCUUCAGGGAUCCACAGACGUGGCUGUUAAGCUUGAUCACCAUUUGCAGCAAUGUGCCGAACGGCGCGGUGUCGUCGUACCAGGCUACUAUCAUCAAAGGGUUCGGGUAUACGAGCAAGGAGACGGCUCUACUGUCUAUUCCCAGCGGUGUGGUGGCGUGCAUAUCGGUGUUAUCGGCCGGACUUGUUGUUGCCAAAUUCAACAUGCGCGGACCCGUUAUCAUCGCCACGCUGCUGAUCGGUGGUGUCCUCGGGGGAAGUUUGCUGGCUUUUUUACCGCAUGACAAUAAGGGCGGGUUGUUAGCUGGCAACUACUUGACCAAUGUUAUUGGAAGUAGCUUGCUGAUUCUAUACAGCCUUGCGGCGGCCAAUUAUGCCGGGCACACGAAAAAGGUCACCAUGAAUGCGAUUGUGCUGAUCUCAUUUUGUCUGGGGAACAUCAUUGGGCCAUUGACCUUCCGCGAUGUCGACAAGCCGGAUUAUCUACCUGCCAAAAUCACCAUCGUAGUCUCCGCUGCAGUUUCCGUCGCUUCGACAGGUCUGUUGAUGGCGUACUACUCCUGGGAAAACAAGCGGCGCGACAGCAUAUACUCAGGAAUCGGACACAAAGAAAACAGCGAGUUUCUGGAUUUGACUGAUCGAGAGAAUAAGGAGUUUAGGUAUCAUUGGUAA
Pseudomassariella vexata is the source of this 1479-nucleotide messenger RNA. Its product is annotated as allantoate permease. The record is from RefSeq and is a predicted model, not a curated record. NCBI's taxonomy places the organism in Eukaryota, Fungi, Ascomycota, Sordariomycetes, Amphisphaeriales, Pseudomassariaceae. The transcript has 4 exons. Gene Ontology annotation, cellular component: membrane. Gene Ontology annotation, biological process: transmembrane transport. The coding region runs from base 1 to 1479 and encodes 492 amino acids. Gene Ontology annotation, molecular function: transmembrane transporter activity.